This is a messenger RNA of Corythoichthys intestinalis (scribbled pipefish), 6381 nucleotides long. Its product is annotated as ankyrin repeat and SOCS box protein 13-like. Lineage: Eukaryota; Metazoa; Chordata; Actinopteri; Syngnathiformes; Syngnathidae. Gene Ontology annotation, biological process: positive regulation of protein catabolic process; protein ubiquitination. Gene Ontology annotation, molecular function: protein binding. The transcript has 6 exons. The record is from RefSeq and is a predicted model, not a curated record. The coding region runs from base 1283 to 2125 and encodes 280 amino acids.
GAAUGAUUUGUUAAGAGCAUUGUAAAAAAAAAACAUUUUCGUAUUACAGCAUUUAACUUUUGCUGUGCAAGUUAGCCAAUUGUUCUUUUGUUGUACUUAGAUCCUCAUUUACUUUUUUGUUUGAGGCUAAGCUCAGGUAUUUUUUUAAAAUUUAUUUUUAAAUGAAAGUGGAAUUCUGCAUAGUUUGACGAAACACUCGGGAAUUGUAUUUUGUAUUCAAAUUGAAUGCUUUUGUUGCCUUUCCAAAAUACAGUGAAAUUGUUCAGGGACACUUCAGAAAUAACCAAGUUAAACUUUAAUUAACAUUACAAAAACAUUGCUUUGAGAUGUUACCAUUGAAUCCCAAACCAGCAAAACUGAGGGGCACCUUCCCACAAUCCUUUGCUACUGAUGGUAAACAAUACAUCAGCAGAAAGAUGGCGUAGUUUUCCCAAUUUCACGUGGAUUUAAGAGCCUAUUUUAAUGAGUUAGCAUCAUUUUUAUUUAUUUAUUUUAAAUGUACUUUUCGGUUGUACUUACUCUGCUCGCCCGAUGACCCUUCUGCACAUUUUUUAUUUGAUUCAUCCUACAGUACACCCAAUUUCAAUCUGUUUAAUGCAGUGCUUACCGUUAUUAAAAUGCCGACAGCAAACGGUUUAAUCUUCUUGCCGUCGAACGGUGGCUAUCCAAGCAGACUGACGACUGUAGAUUUCCCACGCCUGCGAUUGCUUCCAGGUCGAGAAUUUGGAAGGAAAAAAAUGAGUUUCUUUUUGCGGUUGUCGUUUCUGUAGCCAAGGACACAACAAAAACGAACCAUAGCCGCGAUCUCACACUGUACUGUGAUCUCCGACAGUUCUUCUAUUGCUGUUUUUUUUUUUUCCUGUUUACUUCUUCUUUUGACCAGGAAAUAAGACAUUCUUUAUUUUUGCUCACUCUCGUCAUCUAUCGUCACUAUAUGAUAUUGCUCUUAACAUAUACUUGCGUAUUUUCUUUGCUGUUUUAUUUAUUUAUUUAUUUAUUUUUCAAAUCAUUUAUAUUAAAAAAAAAAGUAAUAUUUGGUUUUUUUAAGUUUCCCCUUGUUAAUUUUUAAUUAUUAAACACCAGAAACUAGUGGUUUUCAUACAUAAAUUUACCAUAGCUUGUACAUGCACUGUUUACCCCAACCUGUAAGGGGCGCUCAUGCAUACAUACUGCCAGCUGUGAAAAGCAACGAGGAAAAAUCCCGCACAUGUAAACAUUGCGCGUGUCUCGUUUACAAACAACGUAGGUCUGUUUUUGGAGUGUUUCGCAGCUGAGUCACAGAAUGGAGUUUGAAAACACAAAACCAUAUUAUUUCGGAGAUAUCGGCUGCUGGUCCGAGAGAACCGAGGUCCACAUGGCAGCGUCGAUGGGUCGGGCUUCACUUCUGCAGCACCUCAUUGCAUGUGGUGUGUCUGUCAACAUUGUGGCUGUGGACUCGAUGACACCCCUGCACGAGGCCUGCAUCCAUGGGCAGGUCCAGUGUGCAGAGUUGCUGCUGGACGCUGGAGCACAGGUGGAUGCGAGAAAUGUGGACGGCAACACUCCACUUUGUGAAGCCUGUGCUGUGGGCAGUUUGGCUUGUGUGAAGCUCUUGCUGGAACGAGGUGCCAAGGUCAACCCUUCUCUGACCUCCCGUACUGCCUCACCGCUUCACGGGGCCUGUAUGAGCGGCAACUCGGAAUGCGUAAAGCUCCUGAUUGCUAAGGGUGCUUCACUGGAGGCGUACGACCUUUACUGCGGGACCCCGCUGCAUGUAGCCUGUAAUGAUCAACACACAAACUGUGUGAAAGAGCUGCUCAAUGCGGGCGCCAACGUGAAUGCCGUCCGGUUGCACCGCACCCCGCUCCAUCUGGCUGCAAAAGGUGCGCAAGUGGAGAUGAUCGAGGCCCUCAUGGAAUUCGGCGCCAACAUUUAUGCCCGGGAUAAACACGACAAGAAACCCAUCGAUUUUGCCACACCGGUCUCUCCAGUUGCCGCCUGCCUGCGGUCCUACGAAGCCAACCCUUUGAAUCUCCAACAGCUCAGCAGAUUAGCAGUGCGGCGACAACUGGGAACCAGAGCCCUUAAAGUUGUAGUCCAACUCAAGAUACCAAAGCUGAUUAUCAGCUACCUCAGCUAUCAGUGAUUCGAAGCCUGAAGAUGAUCGUCUUAAGAAACUGGAAACUCGCAAAGAAACAAAGUGCUGAAUGAAUCCAGUAGUUGCAUAUAGUAGUUAGUUAUGUCUGUAUAUUUUAGUUACCUUAAUUUCUGUUUAUGUGAUUAUUUUACUCUUUGUCUGCCUUUGACGGCAAUAGAAAACAGAAGAAGGUCAUGAAAGAAGCCAAGUUUGGCAUCCCCGUGUAAUAUUUUACUUUGCCGUCAUUGUUUUGGAAGAAGCCAUCGAGCAUCUUGAACGCGUCCAGCUCUCGCCUGAGCCGCAAGUUCUCUUCCACUAGGUGGCUGACUUCCGCCGCCCUCUGGAUACAAAAGCUGCAUUCUGUCAAAGUGUCCACUUCAACUGAUUCCUCUUCUUGCUUAAUUUCCUUAGUUCCAAAUCCAGAGCUAUCGCCACUGCAUUCCGUGUUCUCCGGUGCUUGUAGUUCUAAUUUGACAAUUUGAUUCUUUUUGACAUUCUCCGUAAACUCGCAGAGCAUCGGCUCUUCUGCGGUCGACUCUCGCUCCUUUAGAACGUGCUCGACCCGAGAUUUCCAUACUUUUGACGAACGUGGGUCGUUGGCGCGUUCGUUCGGGUCAUUUUCCAUUUCGUGCGCCGGUUUCACUGCGAUUGAAUGAAAGGAACAACAUCACUACAAACUCUUUGAGCGACUGCAACAUUAUAUACUGUGGGGCAAAUAAGUAUUUAGUCAACCACCAAUUGUGCAAGUUCUCCUACUUGAAAAGAUUAGAGAGGCCUGUAAUUGUAAACAUGGGUAAAGCUCACCCAUGAAAGACAGAAUGUGGAAAAAAAAAACAGAAAAUCACGAUGAUUUUUUAAAGAAUUUAUUUUCAAAUUAGAGUGGAAAAUAAGUAUUUGGUCACCUACAAACAAGCAAGAUUUCUGGCUGUCAAAGAGGUCUAACUUCUUCUAACGAGGUCUAACGAGGCUCCACCUGUAUUAAUGGCACCUGUUUUAACUCAUUAUCGGUAUAAAAGACACCUGUCCACAACUUCAGUCAGGCACACUCCAAACUCCACUAUGGCCAAGACCAAAGAGCUGUCGAAGGACACCAGAGACAAAGUUGUAGACUUGCACCAGGCUGGGAAGACUGAAUCUGCAAUAGGUAAAACGCUUGGUGUAAAGAAAUCAACUGUGGGAGCUAUUAUUAGAAAAUGGAAGACCUACAAGACCACUGAUUAUCUCCCUCGAUGUGGGGCUCCAUGCAAGAUCUCACCCCGUGGCGUCAAAAUGAUAACAAGAACGGUGAGCAAAAAUCCCAGAACCACACGGGAGGACCUAGUGAAUGACCUACAGAGAGCGGAGACAACAGUAACAACCAAAAUAGAACUUUUUGGUAAAAACACAGGUUCUCGUGUUUGGAGGAGAAAGAAUACUACAAUAAUAAUAAUAAUACAUUUUAUUUAUCACGCACUUUACAUUUGAAAAACAAAUCUCAAAGUGCACAUUACAUUUUAUUUUAUUUACAUGUUAUGUAAAAAAAAAUAAAAAGACUAAGAAUAGAAGAGUAAAAGCAAAAAUAGACAAACAUUGAUAAAAUUAGCCAGGGUAAGCUUUUUUAAAAGGUAGGUUUUUAGUCCUUUUUUAAAGGCAUCCACUGUCUGCGGGGCUCUGAGGUGGUCUGGGAGGGCGUUCCAUAGACGUAGAGCAGCAGCUGCAAAAGCCCUGUCGCCCAUAGUCUUGAGCCGAGUCCUGGGCGGGGGUAGACGGUGCAGUUGGCCUGACAGGGUUCUGGCUGAAGUAUUUGGUGUGAGGAGUUUGGUGAGGUAGGUGGGGGCUACACCGUGUAGACAGUGAUGGGUGUGAUGGAGGAUUUUGAAUUCAAUACGGAGGUGAACAGGGAGCCAGUGUAGGGUGUGAACACUGAAUUGCAUCCGAAGAACACCAUACCCACUGUGAAGCAUGGGGGUGGAAAUACCAUGCUUUGGGGCUGUUUUUCUGCCAAGGGACAAGGACGACUGAUCUGUCUAAAGGAAAGAAUGAAUGGGGCCAUGUAUCGCAAAAUUUUGAGUCAAAAUCUCCUUCCGUCAGCAAGCGCAUUGAAGAUGAGACGUUGCUGAGUCUUCCAGCAUGGCAAUGAUCCCAAACACACAGCCAGGGCAACAAAGGAGUGGCUUUGUAAGAAGCAUCUCAAGGUCCUGGAGUGGCCGAGCCAGUCUCCAGAUCUCAACCCCGUAGAAACUCUGUGGAGGGAGUUAAAACUGAAAGUCCGUGUUGCCCAACGACAGCCCCAAAACAUCACUGCUCUAGACGAGAUCUGCAUGGAGGAAUGGGCCAAAAUACCAGCAACAGUGUGUGAAAAGCUUGUGAAGAGUUACAGAAAACGUUUGGCCUCCAAUAUUGCCAACAAAGUAUGAGAUGAACUUUUGGUAUUGACCAAAUACUUAUUUUCCACCAUGAUCUGCAAAGAAAUUCUUUAAAAAUCAAACAAUGUGAUUUUCUGUUUUUUUUUUCCACAUUAUGUCUCUCAUGAUUGAGGUUUACCCAUUUUGACAAUGACAGGCCUCUCUAAUAUCUUCAAGUGGGAGAACUUGCACAAUUCCUGGUUGACUAAAUAGUUAUUUGAAGGCCUUUGUCGUCUUCUUACAGCAAGAAAGCGCUUCGUGCUGCUUCCUCCAUCGUCGUAUCAUGGACUCGUUAACGCCUAGCUCGUGCGCCGCCGAGCGAUUGCCCUUUACGAUCGCAAGGUCGAUCGCCUGCAGCUUGAAGGCCGCAACGUAAGCAGUACGUUGCGUCUUCGACAUGGUGAGGCGCUUGUUCAAUCCGGAAUAAAGCUUCAAUCUGUGUGAAUUUCAUUUGGAAAUGUGAACAGUAAAUAUAUUUAGAGUAGAUUUUUUACCCCUGAAACCUACCUGUGUAUUUGCAGCAAAAAAAGAAAGAUGGGGGGGGGGUCAAAUCAACGCGUCUUGAAGUGGGCAAGCAGCAUGUUCUGGUAAGACACAAUAAAGAUUAUUUUCACUCAUUAGAAGUUCUGUAAAAUGUAGAAUCACUUUGAAUCCAAUUUUGAUGCUUCAAGUAUCCGUUUAGUUAGGGUGGUGUUGUAAUGGUUUGUUUUGAACGUUUGCAUUUACAGUGGGGAGAACAAGUAUGUGAUACAUUGGCAGUGUAUCACAUACUUGUUCUCCGCACUGUAGUUUUUUUGAUUUGGGUGGAUACAUUGCCUUCUAGUGGCAGCAGUGAAUAUGGGUGAAUCUAGCUGCUUCCUGUUAAGACCAACAUAAGGUAAGUUUUUUUUUUUUUUUUAAUGCAGUCGUUAUUUAGUUUAUAGGUCUAUUUAGCCGUUUUUGUGGGACUAUAUGUCUGAAUGAUUUGUUAAGAGCAUUGUAAAAAAAAAACAUUUUCGUAUUACAGCAUUUAACUUUUGCUGUGCAAGUUAGCCAAUUGUUCUUUUGUUGUACUUAGAUCCUCAUUUACUUUUUUGUUUGAGGCUAAGCUCAGGUAUUUUUUUAAAUUAUUUAUUUCUAAAUGAAUGUGGAAUCCUGCAUAGUUUGAAGAAACACUCAGGAAUUUUAUUUUGUAUUCAAAUUGAUUGCGCUUUUGAAAGUGCAAUCUUAGCAAGCCUUUAUUGCCUUUCCAAAAUACGGUGAAAUUGUUCAGGGACACUUCAGAAAUAACCAAGUUAAACUUUAAUUAACAUUACAAAAACAUUGCUUUGAGAUGUUACCAUUGAAUCCCAAACCAGCAAAACUGCGGGGUACCUUCCCACAAUCCUUUGCUACUGAUGGUAAACAAUACAUCAGCAGAAAGAUGGCGUAGUUUUCCCAAUUUCACGUGGAUUUAAGAGCCUAUUUUAAUGAGUUAGCAUCAUUUUUAUUUAUUUAUUUUAAAUGUACUUUUCGGUUGUACUUACUCUGCUCACCCGAUGACCUUUCGGCACAUUUUUGAUUUGAUUCAUCCUACAAUACACCCAAUUUCAAUCUGUUUAAUGCAGUGUUUACCGUUAUUAAAAUGCCGUCAGCAAACGGUUUAAUCUUCUUGCCGUCGAACGGUGGCUAUCCAAGCAGACUGACGACUGAAGGAGAUUUCCCACGCCUGCGAUUGCUUCCAGUUGGAGGAUUUGGGGGGGGGGGGGGUGAGUUUCUUUUUGCGGUUGUCGUUUGUGUAGCCAAGGACACAACAAAAACGAACCAUAGCCGAGAUCUCACACUGUACUGUAAUCUCCAACAGUUCUUCUAUUGCUGUUUUUUUUCUGUUUACUUCUUCAUUUGACCAGGAAAUAAGAAAAU